This is a messenger RNA of Anneissia japonica, 1559 nucleotides long. Its product is annotated as hyalin-like. The record is from RefSeq and is a predicted model, not a curated record. NCBI's taxonomy places the organism in Eukaryota, Metazoa, Echinodermata, Crinoidea, Comatulida, Comatulidae. The annotation marks the transcript as partial. The transcript is spliced from 8 exons.
AGAUAACUGUUCCUAAACCUGAACAGAUAGAGUGAGUCUGGUUUAUAAUAUUAUGCAUUUAGUUUGAUAUAGGCCUAUAUUUGAUGAACCUGAUAAUAUGGAGAUUUUCUACGAAAGAUUAUCACUGUUGUUGUUACUACUAUUAAGCAAAUUGUCCAUCUCUUUAACCCAACAAUCAGCAGUUGUUUCAAUGGGCAAGUCGGCAAGUCAGUCUUCAACUGAUAGUCCCAGUAGUGAUUAUUCUGCUGAUUUUGCUGUUGAUGGUAUUUCUAGUACAUGUUCUCAAACAACAAUGCAACAAGCGACUGCUUAUUUUUGGUAUGUUGAUUUAGGAGUCAUCUACAGUGUUGACUAUCUUUAUAUACUUCCUGGAAAUGAAGCUAGUCUGAUUGACAUUGAUGUGUAUGUUGAAAAGGAAUUGGCAAUCCCUGGUAGUAACCAGUGUGGAUCUACUAUUACCACUAUUUCAUCCAAUUACUAUUACAUAGACUGCAAUCCAUCAAUUAAUGGACGUUAUGUUAUAUUAUAUCGAAGUCAUACUAGUAACACGAAGCUCACUCUGUGUCAAGUUCAAGUGUUUGGAGUACCUGAUGAACCACCAGUUGUGACCUGUCCAAGUAGUUUUAAUACAGGUACAUCGCCAGGCCAAUCAACAGGAACUGGUAUUUGGAAUCCACCAACAGUAACUGAUGAUAUUGACACUGGCUUGUCAGCUACUUGUACUUCAUCUUCUGGCUCAUUAUUUCCUGUUGGUGACACUAUUGUUAUGUGUACUGCAACUGACAGCGGUAGCAAUACUGGUUCCUGCACCUUCACUGUAACCAUCAAAGAUUUUGAACCUCCAAGUGUGACCUGCCCUUAUGACAUUACAGUAAAUGCUGCAGCUUUAAGUCAAGCUACAGUGAUCUGGGAUGACCUAGCAGUCACCGACAAUGUUAAUACUGGUCUGUCAGCUACUUGUAUUCCACCUUCUGGUUCCUCAUUUAAUGUUGGCUCCAAUGAUGUUAGAUGUACUGCUACUGAUACUGCUAAUAAUGAAGGCAGUUGCAUGUUUGUUGUCAAUGUUGAAGUACCUGUACCUGAAGACCCAGUUGUGACCUGGAUUAGUGGUAGUGUUAAUGUACCUACAUCUCCAGGCCAAUCAACAGGAACUGCAACUUGGAGUCAGCCAACAGUAACUGAUGAUAUUGACAUGGGCUUGUUAGCUACUUGUACUCCACCUUCUGGUUCAUCAUUUCCUGUUGGUACCAAUACUGUUAUGUGUACCGCAACUGACAGUAAUGGCAAUGUUGGUUCCUGCACAAUUACUGUUAUUGUCCAUGAUUUUGAGAGUCCCAAUGUAACAUGCCCUGAUGAUAUUUCCAUGAGUACAUCCUCAAGCCAAGUUACAGUGACCUGGAAUGACCCAACAGUCACUGACAAUGUUGAUGCUGAUCUGUCAGCUACUUGUACUCCAUUUUCUGGUUCCUUAUUUGUUCUUGGUUCAAAUGAUGUCACUUGUGGUGCUACUGAUGCUGCUGGUAGGACAGGUAGCUGUAUGUUUACAGUUAAUAUCAUUG